This is a messenger RNA of Syngnathus typhle (broad-nosed pipefish), 1895 nucleotides long. RefSeq names its product zinc finger and BTB domain containing 32 (gene zbtb32). Lineage: Eukaryota; Metazoa; Chordata; Actinopteri; Syngnathiformes; Syngnathidae. The record is from RefSeq and is a predicted model, not a curated record. Gene Ontology annotation, molecular function: RNA polymerase II cis-regulatory region sequence-specific DNA binding; protein binding; DNA-binding transcription factor activity, RNA polymerase II-specific. Bases 162 to 1682 code for a protein of 506 amino acids. The transcript is spliced from 6 exons. Gene Ontology annotation, biological process: regulation of transcription by RNA polymerase II.
AUUUCUUCUCUCACUACUUUCAGCUCAAACUGCCAAGUUUAACAAUUAUUUUUUUUUGGGUCAGAUCAUAGAUUAGCUGCUAAAAACAAGGUAGCAAUGAAUGCACCAAUGAGGGAGAGACGAAGGGGAGGGACUUCAAGAACGGAGAGGAAACUUUCUAAAUGACAAGUUAUCAUUGCCAUGAUGAAAGACAGUCCAUCAUCCACCUGGGAGAAUACUCACUAAUAUAUACCAAAAUAUUACUUAAAGUGACUUCAGCGAUGAUUCGACUCCACAAUACUCAGUACUUUCAUUUCCUGCAUCGGGCCAACGCUUUACGCCGCUCAGGUUCAAUGUGCGACACCCUCAUCUCAGUGAAGAACCAAACUUUUCGGGCUCAUCGCCUGGUUCUGGCCUGUGUUAGCAGGCCACUCGAACAGAAAUUCACCCAUGCGGAGACAAAGCAAGAGGUCCACUGUACACUGGAUGAACUCUCACCGAGAACCUUCCAGCAGGUCCUGGACUUUGCCUACAUGCAGAGUGUGGAGGUGUCAAAAGAUGACCUGCAGCAGCUACUUCUAGCUGCUCAGUUUCUAGAAAUGCAAUCACUGGAGGAGCAGUGUCAAUGCCACUUGGAUGCAUUCAGGACCAAGCAGGUAGGACAAAGGCUUGAAGUAACCAGUGGAAGUGAUGACGAGGAGGAGCUCAAUAGACGGACCAAUGAAGAGGAGAAACUCAAAAAAUCUCCUUUGAUUAAAAACAAUAUCAUGGAAAAGACAGAAACAGAAGAGCCAAGAAAACAGUCCACAUUGACAACUUUCAGUAGGGACAGUGUCAUCACCAGCUCAGUCUCCAACUUGUCCUCCUCUGCUUGGACCAUCCCAAGACACAUGUGGAGCUCGGCGAGGAGCCUGAGACGCAUAGCCGAGAAUUACUCCACCUUCAUAGCGGCUCACCCCCGUCAGCCCCCUGUAACACUUGCCUUGCCCGCACCCCAAGUCUUCCCUCUGCAAGGACCCCAUUUCCAGGUCCCCCCUCAGCAUUCUGUCGUAACAGCCUUGCAUUAUGGACAACAUCUUUACUCCCCCACCACUGAGAACAUCAAGGUGGGCUUGCAGGUGACAAGAGUAAAGGCCAGACAGAGGACAGACAAAAUCACUGAGAUCAGCCUGAAAGCUGCAGUUGAGGCUACAGGAAGUCAUACACACAAAGGCCACUAUAUUAGCCGCUCAGUCGUGCACAAAACCAACGUGGCUAAAGAUUGCAAGCACUGCAACUCCUAUCUGCGAUGUGAUCCAGCCUCCUUGACAUCAGGUGAGGCCUGUGCACGUUGUUGCGUCUUUGACUGUGAAUCCCAAUUUAAUGGACAAAACUUGACAGGAGAGAGACCCUACCAGUGCCAACAUUGUCCCAAGAAGUUUAGUCUCAAACACCAACUGGACACGCAUCACCGAAUUCACACAGGUGAGAAACCCUUCGAGUGUCGUCUGUGUGGUCAGCGCUCCCGGGACUUCUCAGCUAUAAUCAAGCACCUACGGACUCACGGCGGGGCGUCCCCUUAUCGGUGCACACUAUGCUUGGAGUUCUGCAGCAGUCUGGUGGCCAUGCAGAGACAUAUCAAGAGCCACCCAGUGCAUGACUUCCCCCCAGACUGGAGCAUCAGGAGCACCUACCUGUACACGUCACACAUCGCUCAACGCUGACAUUUUCCCAAGAGGACUCUUUUAUAUCUUCUUGCGACGUCUGCUAAUUUAGAUGUGGUGACCUGUUAAAAAGUUAAAGGCACAUCCAGGUUUCAUUUUCAAAAUCAGCGGGUGAAAAUUUGAGUAACAUUUCAAUGAUUGUCGAUAAAGUGUGUGGAAACAAAAAGGACGAGAAAAUAAAGUGGUAAACUAACGUAGUUUCCUUCCAAGAGA